This is a messenger RNA of Lecanosticta acicola, 2279 nucleotides long. NCBI's taxonomy places the organism in Eukaryota, Fungi, Ascomycota, Dothideomycetes, Mycosphaerellales, Mycosphaerellaceae. The record is from the annotation of a GenBank genome assembly.
AUGUCCCUCACUCUCAAGCUGGUGUCGCUCACCAUCCGAACACUUGCAAAACCCAUAGGUGUAUGCUUUCUGCUUUCACAAUUUUGGAGAAAUCCGCUGAUGACAUUUGCAGAACUAUAUCAAAAGACAAGCGAAGGAGCAUGAAGGUUUCCGACGCUUUGCGGUCUCUUCGGCUCAGCGAGUUCACCGAUUCGACAUGCGUAUGCGACUCGGCAUCCUGCACGAUCCAGAGGCUCAGCAACGUAUGCAUGAGCGCGAACAACGGGCGGCAGAAGAGAAGAAACGGAGAGCGGAGACACCCACAGUGCGGAGCGAGGCAGAGCAGAAGGCUUACGAUGAGCAGAAAGCAAAGGCGAGCUCGGAAGAAGGAAGCGAGAAAAAGGAGGACAAGCCCCACAAAGUCAAGAUCCGACCACUCUCCGAAUCCAGAGCAAUAGAAUUGGGCGCGAAUUUCUUUUCGGAAGCGUUCAUCUUCGGUGUUGCCGUUGGAGUGCUUCUGUUCGAGAAUUGGCGUAGUCGGAGGAAGGAGAGUGCGCGACGCGACGAGGUAGCAGAGCGGCUUGAGCAGCUAGAGAGCGAAGUGGAGAGUCUGAGGGCCAAGCUGGACCCCGACCUGGAGACUUUGCAUGACCUUAGCGAACGUAUCAAAGAGGCCAAGCAGAGAAGGGAGAGUGGAAACUGGUGGAAUCCCCUGACUUGGGGACCAGCACGGACACCAGAAGAUACUGCCAUCAUGGAAGAAGGACGAGACGUGGGCAAGUCCGUCACUCAAGAUGAAGAGCACGUGGUGCCGAUGAGAAAAUCUCAGGCUCUCACCGAGAAGGAGGAAGCCCCACACAGCGUAACAGACAAGCCCGCCGAGCAGUCGAAGCAAGAUGACGGCAAGACACAACCCGAGCAGAAGGCUGAGGAGAAGAAGCCGUCUGAUGUGAAGAAGGAGGAGAAAUCGCCUGUACGAGUAGACUCCGUGGCGGCAGUGAAGAAGGAAAGAUGAUUCUACCGUAUUCCCAACUCUCGAUUGCAUUUGGCUAAAUGAUACCCCACUUCUGCUAGGGACGAAACACUACAUCGCGUGCACAAGAAUGGAGGUACGUGUGAAUAAAAAUUAUAUAUCACGAUACGUCGCCGUCGGAAGCGAUAUCCCGAAAGCGCGCUCGAGGAAGGUGCAGCCCGGCGGCCUUUCCAUACCUCAGAAGCGUGCUAAGUUCUGGAGACAUCCAAUGGAAUCCUUCAACUUCUUCCCACAACCUCUCCGUCUGCAUGCACAUCUUCGUCUACAUCACGCUGCGGAAAGAUGUUCUGCAACUCACUUCGGCGUCGACCACAGUACGCGUCGAUCGUGACGCGCUUGACACAGUCCGACGUCCUUGGCUUGCGCGGUAAGGCGGCCUCCCACACAAUCUCUCCCGAGAAAGACGAGAGAUGGGAGCUAAAAUGGAGUAUCAGGCGCUGAUCUCGGCGGUCACGACAUUUCCCUGCCGCUCGCCACUCAGCAAGAUCCGGGAACCGGCCAAGAGGUACAAUCACGCCAGCUCCGAUUCGUGCUUCUUUCGCCUUUGGAUGUCACCGACGCAAAUGUUCAGGCCACCCGCGAACGUAUCAGGCAGCUUGGUAUCUCGCUGGACAUGCAACCUGCUGCUGUAGUCUUUGUCCUAUCAUGCCCACGUGAUAGCAGCUUCCAUUCUGCGAAAGCCCUUGCUCUGGCUAGCGACGACGAGGAGCAAGCGAACACGACGGCCAUGCUCGCCUAUGCAAAGAUUCAAGCAGAGCUGAUCAACAUUCAUGGAGUGUCCAGGAUCUCCGUGCUGCCGCUCACCAAGCUAGAAGACCUACCAGAGCUAUUGAAAAAGCACAGGACCGCCGUGGCAGGCCAUACACCACUCAGGAUGGCACAGCAACCUCCAUCUACUACGGCUCGUGAGCUACUCCAGCUCUGUACCGCUGAUCCGCCAAUGCGCGAACAGGUCGGCCACAUAUUGUCUGAUAUCUUUCCCGAUCUUCCGACUUUGGCUGAAGCUUGCACGAUCCUAUGCUCUCCGCCAUCCUCAAGUUCACCAUCGACACGUGCUGCAGCAACGCAAGCCUCCUCGCAUUACUUCCAAAACACCGAGACAGAUGCUGAACUCCGCUCGAGCCAGCCAUGGCACUACUCGCCCGACCCAGCUGUCAGUAAUGCGCGUGCCAGACUCAGACAGCUAGAGGACGCGGUGGGCUUUCGGCAGUGUGAAGCAGUGAUGGAAUUCUGGAAGACAGAACACGCUCCUACUCACGAUUCAUGA